GUGGUUAAAAAAUGUAACAUUUAAAAUGUAAAAACAAUUUAUAAAACGCCAAAUACAUUUACAUCAACCCUAACCCUAAAAUAAAACAAAAUGUAUUAAACUAUAAAAGUGAAUCCAUACAUAAAUCUAAAGAAGAAAUGUAGGGUUUAGGACCACAGAGAGGAUUUGGCCAGGCCUGUCAGCGCCAUGAUGUUAUUUAAAAUAAUAAUAAUAAAAAUAACCACAAAUGUUCAUAUAUCUUACAUAAUUAAAAUAAUAAGACUAAUAAACGCACGUAAUUAGGGGGAAAAUGCUGCCCACUCCUGCGUGGACAGCAAUCUGAAAACGAACUGAAUAAAAGAAAGUUUGCAGACAAACUUCUGGAGCUGGCGGGGUGGGUGGAGACGCAUGUGACGAAUGCAACUGUACCCGUUCCACUCCUGCAGGAGGAAGGCUUGAUGACGUCCGUGGGAUCCUUAACGUGACUUAUUGGGGGGAGGGAGAAGGAGGAGGGGAGGGGAGGGGAGAGGAGGGGAAGGAGGGUGGAGGCAUACUUAAAGGUAAAAAUCCAAGGCGAUCGGGACAUCAAAAGUUUCCAGGAGAUACCAACAGGAGCUGCUGGUGCUGCUGCUGCUGCUGCUGCUUUUGUUUUUAUUUGCAAACACUACAUUAGUGGACCGUAGAACGCGACAUUGUGCGUUUCUCUCUUUUUUUCCCCUUUUCUUUUUUUUUUUUUUUUUGAAAUUAUUAUCGGGAGGAACUCAGAAGUGCGGAACGUAAGCGGAGGGAAGAGACAAGCGCAGCACCGCACCAAGCCAGCCGCGCCCGGCUCCCAUCCCAACCUAAGCAGCAGCCUCCGCUUCCCGGCUUCGAGGUAAGAUGCAACUCCGCCUCUUUCCUCCGGAGCCUCCUUUCAACGCCCCCCAAAAAGUCAAUGACACAAAAGUUUCUCUUUUUUUUCCCCCCUGCAUGGAAAAAAAACCCUCAACUCACAUUAAAUUAGUAUUUUGUGUGAUAUUACAGCAUGGCCAGUUCGAGCAAAGCCACUUUAAUCUUGCUCAUCUACGGAAUCUUAAUGCACUACAGCGUCUUCUGCACACCUCUGGGACUAAGUUACCCCAAAAUCAGGCUGGACAACGACGCGUUCGACGAGGACGGCAACUCGCUGGGCGAGCUGAGCUUCGACGGCGACCCCCUCGCCUUACGCAGCGCGGCGUCCCUCAACGACGACGGCGGCGGCUACACUCUCUACUACCCCAGCGAUAAGCGCGACGAGAACAGCACGGAGGACGAAGCCGAGCCGCUCUCCAAGAGACACUCGGACGGCAUUUUCACCGACAGCUACAGCCGCUACAGGAAGCAGAUGGCCGUGCAAAAGUACCUGGCAGCCGUCCUGGGACGAAGGUACAGACAGAGAGUGCGCACUAAAGGACGCCGGCUCGCCUAUUUGUAGUGCAGCCCACGCCCCUCCGCCCCCAACGCCCCCAAAUCACACCUUGUGCGUGUAUACAGUAUAUAGAGAGAUAUAUGACC
This is a messenger RNA of Syngnathoides biaculeatus (alligator pipefish), 1512 nucleotides long. RefSeq names its product adenylate cyclase activating polypeptide 1b (gene adcyap1b). Bases 1004 to 1432 code for a protein of 142 amino acids. Gene Ontology annotation, cellular component: perikaryon; extracellular region; neuron projection. Gene Ontology annotation, biological process: neuron projection development; adenylate cyclase-activating G protein-coupled receptor signaling pathway; positive regulation of ERK1 and ERK2 cascade. The record is from RefSeq and is a predicted model, not a curated record. The transcript is spliced from 3 exons. Gene Ontology annotation, molecular function: peptide hormone receptor binding; pituitary adenylate cyclase activating polypeptide activity; neuropeptide hormone activity. NCBI's taxonomy places the organism in Eukaryota, Metazoa, Chordata, Actinopteri, Syngnathiformes, Syngnathidae.